Molecule: messenger RNA, 2596 nt
Organism: Zingiber officinale
Lineage: Eukaryota; Viridiplantae; Streptophyta; Magnoliopsida; Zingiberales; Zingiberaceae
Product: stromal 70 kDa heat shock-related protein, chloroplastic-like
Exons: 8
Coding region: 118-2217 (699 amino acids)
Biological process (GO): protein refolding; cellular response to unfolded protein
Cellular component (GO): chloroplast; cytoplasm
Molecular function (GO): ATP binding; heat shock protein binding; ATP hydrolysis activity
Source: RefSeq, a predicted model, not a curated record
AUCGCUUCGCCUCCCUCGUCCAACGGUGAGUCGUCUCCGCUAAUCUGCACUCCGGAAGCUCUCUCCCCACGGAUUAGGGUUUUGCCUUGUUGAUUUCAAUUUCUAAUUCCACCUACUAUGGCGACCUCGUGUGCGCAAAUCCACGUCCUUGGCUCCUCCGGCGUUUUCCCCUCUUCUCGGAUGCCGUCCUCCCGUUUUCCUGCUUCCAAUUCCCUCUUUUUGGGCCACCGCCGGCCGAGUGUAGUUCGUCUGUCAGGGCGACGGGGCCAUGGGUCAGGCUACAGGCCUUUGCGGGUGGCGUGCGAAAAGGUGGUUGGGAUCGAUCUCGGCACCACUAAUUCGGCGGUCGCCGCGAUGGAGGGUGGGAAGCCAACCAUCGUGACCAACGCCGAGGGACAGCGGACUACGCCGUCGGUCGUGGCCUACACGAAGAACGGCGAUAGGUUGGUCGGCCAGAUUGCCAAGCGCCAGGCAGUGGUCAACCCCGAGAAUACAUUCUUUUCGGUGAAGAGGUUCAUUGGACGGAAGAUGUCUGAAGUGGACGAGGAGGCAAAGCAAGUUUCCUAUAGGGUUCUGAGAGAUGAGAAUGGCAAUGUUAAGCUUGAUUGCCCUGCCAUCGGCAGACAGUUUGCUGCUGAAGAGAUCUCGGCUCAGGUUUUAAGAAAGCUGGUGGAUGAUGCGUCCAAGUUUUUGAAUGAUAAGGUUACGAAAGCUGUGGUUACUGUUCCUGCCUACUUCAAUGACUCUCAAAGAACAGCUACAAAGGAUGCUGGUCGUAUUGCUGGUUUAGAAGUCCUUCGUAUCAUUAACGAGCCAACAGCUGCCUCAUUAGCUUAUGGAUUUGAAAAGAAGAAUAAUGAAACAAUUUUGGUAUUUGAUUUGGGAGGUGGAACAUUUGAUGUUUCAGUUCUUGAGGUUGGAGAUGGUGUUUUUGAGGUGCUCUCAACAUCUGGCGACACACAUCUUGGUGGUGAUGACUUUGACAAGAGAGUUGUUGACUGGCUUGCUGCUGAUUUCAAGAGAAAUGAAGGAAUUGAGCUUUUGAAAGACAAGCAAGCCCUUCAAAGAUUAACUGAAACUGCAGAAAAAGCUAAAAUGGAAUUGUCCUCCUUGACUCAAACAAACAUUAGUUUACCCUUUAUCACAGCCACUGCUGAUGGUCCCAAGCACAUAGAGACAACACUUACAAGGGCCAAGUUUGAGGAACUAUGUUCAGACCUUCUUGAUAGGCUUAGAACCCCUGUUGAUAGUGCCUUGAAAGAUGCAAAGCUUUCAUUUAAGGACUUAGAUGAGGUAAUCCUUGUUGGUGGAUCAACUCGUAUCCCAGCAGUCCAAGAGCUUGUGAAGAAGCUGACUGGGAAGGAGCCCAAUGUGACUGUCAAUCCUGAUGAGGUUGUUGCUCUUGGUGCUGCAGUGCAGGCUGGAGUUUUAUCCGGCGAUGUUAGUGACAUUGUGCUUCUCGAUGUCACCCCACUGUCGCUUGGUUUAGAAACACUGGGUGGAGUAAUGACAAAGAUCAUUCCAAGGAACACCACAUUGCCCACAUCCAAAUCGGAAGUCUUCUCUACAGCAGCUGAUGGUCAGACUAGUGUUGAGAUAAAUGUUCUUCAGGGAGAAAGAGAGUUUGUGAGAGACAACAAGUCACUCGGCAGUUUCCGACUUGAUGGAAUCCCUCCAGCACCACGAGGUGUUCCCCAGAUUGAAGUGAAGUUUGACAUUGAUGCCAAUGGAAUUCUGUCCGUCACUGCUGUGGACAAGGGCACCGGAAAGAAACAAGACAUCACCAUCACUGGAGCUAGUACAUUACCUAGCAAUGAGGUGGAAAGAAUGGUGAAGGAAGCCGAAAAGUUUGCGAAAGAAGACAAGGAAAAGAGGGAUGCCAUUGACACGAAGAACCAAUCUGAGUCUGUGAUUUACCAGACAGAGAAGCAGCUCAAGGAACUUGGAGAUAAAGUACCUGCAGCUGUCAAGGAGAAGGUUGAAGCAAAACUCAAGGAUCUCAAAGAUGCUGUUGCAAGUGAAUCUUCUCAGGGCAUGAAGGAUGCGAUGGCUGCCCUGAACCAGGAGGUGAUGCAGCUCGGCCAAUCACUCUAUAAUCAACCAGGUGCAGGUGGCGCUGGUCCUGCUCCUGGAGCUGAUAGUGACUCUGCAACAUCAUCUUCCAAGGGGUCCGAUAAUGGUGAUGUAAUUGAUGCCGACUUCACCGAUAGCCAAUAAAAAUGGUUGGGAAGAAUCACAAGCACAGUGGAAUGAAGUUUAGUAGGAUUCAAAAUUUUCAAAAAUCCAUGUGGUUUUUAUAUGUGGAAGAGCAACGCUAGAAACACUCAAGGCGGAAACACAUGGGAUGUUUGCUAACCAAACCUGUUAGUUUGAGCACUUGAUAUGCCCCUGGAAAAGUCGAAUCGAGGAUUUACUUAGCUUUCAGAGGAAAGUUGCAUGCAAUUGCACUCUCUUUUGCAUGUUGGAAAUAUCAUAUCUAGUAAUGUUCUGAAAGCAAGAUGAUUUGUGUGGUGAUACAUUGUAUAUUCCUACUACUAGAUUGUCCUCAAAACUGCUUGGAUCUUUUAGCAAAUCUAAAAGCCAACUUCCUAGGUCA